Penicillium verrucosum is the source of this 1086-nucleotide messenger RNA. RefSeq names its product general substrate transporter. Bases 1 to 1086 code for a protein of 361 amino acids. Gene Ontology annotation, biological process: transmembrane transport. Gene Ontology annotation, cellular component: membrane. Gene Ontology annotation, molecular function: myo-inositol:proton symporter activity. NCBI's taxonomy places the organism in Eukaryota, Fungi, Ascomycota, Eurotiomycetes, Eurotiales, Aspergillaceae. The record is from RefSeq and is a predicted model, not a curated record. The transcript has 5 exons.
AUGAUUAUUCCCUUGUACAUCGUCGAAGUGUCCCCUGCGAAAUACCGUGGUCGCAUGAUCGGCCUCGAUAACAUGUCUAUCACCGGCGGACAGUUAGUGGCCUACGGCGUUGGCGCAGGGUUGGCCAAAGUUUCCCAUGGCUGGCGAUACAUGGUUGGCUUGGGAGCUGCGCCGGCCAUAAUUUUGGCAAUUUGCCUUUACUUCUGCCCAGAGUCGCCCCGACAGUUGAUGUAUCACGGCAAGUCCGAGGAGGCAGCGCGGGUGGUGGCGAAGAUUUUCCCCAACGGAACAGACCUGCAGGUCCAGCAGAAGAUUCAGCAUAUGGCACUCCACGUCGAGGAAUCAAAAGUGUUGAACGGGGAGGGCGGAUUCUGGAAGCAGCUGAAGCAACUCUACGUCGUCCCGUCCAAUCUGCGCGCCCUAGUGGCAGCGUGUGGAUUGAUGGGCAUGCAACAGUUUACAGGCUAUAAUACGCUAAUGUACUAUUCCUCUACAUUGUUUGGGAUUAUAGGGUUCCAGAAUCCUAUUGAAGUGGGGACCAUCAUUGCCGGGACGGGCUUUGGUUGCACCUUUGUGUAUUUCCUGGUGAUUGAUCAAUUUGGAAGGCGACUUAUUCUUCUGUCCACAAUGUGGGGCAUGGCUGUGUUUCUUGCCGUUGCAGCAAUUGGUUUCCACUGGAUCCCGGUCAGCCACAACCUCGCCUUGGAAACUAAUGAUAUUGGAUGGCCUGCUUACCUGCUACUGGCUUCAAUGAUCAUUUUCGUUGUCUUUUAUUCUCUGGGGAUUGGAAACUUGGCUUGGGUUUCGAGUGAAUUCUUUCCUACUGAAAAUCGAGCCCUGGGAACUAUGAUGAUGGAAAACACGACACCCUCGGGCACAUUUGGAUUUUAUGCCGUUUUAUGCUUUAUCGGCUGGAUUGCCGUUUAUUUCUGGUACCCUGAGGUUAAGGGCAUGACGCUGGAAGAUAUCAGGGAGGUCUUCAACCAUGGAUUUGGAGUUAAAUACGCUCGAGGUGUUCAGAAAGAAAUGGUACGCCAGAAAAAAGCCCAGGUUGAAUCUCAAACCGGUGUGACAAUGGCAGUAUAG